AUGUACAAGCCUAUCUCCGUCAGGGCGACCUUGCCGCACGAUUUUAUAUCCAAUAACGAAAUCACGACUAAUGGCAAACCAAUCGAUGGCAUCUCCCGCUGGCUGGAAGAUUUUACCCGCUCAGUCUUACCUCGAAAUUGCCACUCCCAUAACGAUUACUGGCGACCAUAUCCGUUAUUUUCGGCACUUGCGGCAGGUUGUGCGAGUGUGGAGGCUGAUAUCUGGCUCAGUGACGACGGUCUUGAUCUACUAGUUGGACACGACCGUGGCUCUCUUUCGAGCGAGCGUACUCUCCAGACGAUGUACCUGGAUCCGCUACUGACGAUCCUUGAGCACCAAAACCGACAAGGAUCCAUCACACCAUUCGAACAGGCACGCGGCGUCUUUAAUACCCGGCCAGAUGCGGCCCUUGUUCUCCUGAUUGACGUCAAAACAAACCCCACCGAUACAUGGCCACUUUUGGUAAAGCAACUUGAACCGCUUCGGAAAAGACAGUUCCUCACACGUUUUGAACACAUCGAAACGUCGCCAGGAGUUAUUACCAAGCAGGGCAUCUGGCCAGGCCCCAUUACAGUCGUUGGCACGGGCCUUCUGGACCGAGCGACCCUUUUCGACCACAAACGUCGGAGCUACGCCGAUUACGAAACUUAUCAUGACACAUUCAUAGAUGCGCCGCUGAGCACUUUGGCACAAGAUAAUACGAGCAACUUGAGCCAAUUAUGGUCGGCAAAUGAUUCAUACUAUGCCUCGGCUUCUUUCAAAACGACAAUUGGAUCGGUUCGAACCGGCUUCACCAAAGCACAAAGGAAGAAACUGAGAGCUCAAGUUGAAGUGGCAAAGCAGAGUGGGCUCAAGUCCAGGUACUGGGACAUACCUGACUGGCCCAUCGGGUACCGGGACUACAUCUGGAAGGUAUUGACCGAGGAGCACGUUGACAUGCUCAACGUGGAUGACUUGGAAAGUGCUGCUCGUCGGGGUUGGACACAGGGUUAUCUCAGGGAUGUGCUUUGGAUGUCGCUAGUGUCGACGUACUUGUUUAGCUGCAGUAUUAUGGUUCUCUUUUUGAUUAGCCGACGGUCAAAGAAAGAGUAUACACAGCAACAGGACGUCUUUGACAGCAAUUCAAGGACUGCGAGAGUGUAG
Molecule: messenger RNA, 1143 nt
Organism: Colletotrichum orchidophilum
Lineage: Eukaryota; Fungi; Ascomycota; Sordariomycetes; Glomerellales; Glomerellaceae
Exons: 2
Coding region: 1-1143 (380 amino acids)
Biological process (GO): lipid metabolic process
Molecular function (GO): phosphoric diester hydrolase activity
Source: RefSeq, a predicted model, not a curated record